AAUUCAAAUUAAAAUAAACAUGAUAACGUAUAAUAUUUAAUUAGUUUUAAAAAGUAUGAUAUACCAUAUAAAGGGUUUAUAAUAAAAUAAUAAUGAUAAGAGAAAACUUCAGCUGACACAACAUUUUACGUAAUUUUUUUAAAUUUCCGUUUUACAAAUAAUUGGAAGAAAGCUUUUCGACUUCCAAAUUUAAUGAUUUCACAGCAACUAGGACGUACCUUGGGACCAUGAAAAACCAGAUAUGCAAAAUUUCAAUGACUGAAUAUUUUGAACAUACCAUAGUUUUGUAGUAUUGAUUAAUAAUACGUUUGAAACAAUCUAAAAUUAAGAUGGAAUUUCUUAUUGGUGGUGCCGCAACAAUGGCAGCUUCUGUUUUUACAAAUCCCCUUGAAGUAGCCAAAACUCGUAUGCAACUACAAGGAGAAUUGAAAGCAAAAGGGCAAUACACUGUUCAUUAUAAAAAUCCUCUUCAUGCGGUGUAUACCAUAGCCAGAGUAGACGGAAUUGCAGCUUUACAAAAUGGUCUGGUUCCCGCUUUAUGGCAACAAUUAUUUCGAAAUGGUAUACGAUUGGGAAUUUAUCAAACUCUAUAUACGCAUGGUCUAACAACCGAUGAAAAUGGUAAAAAAAUAUUUUGGAAAACAAUGGCAGCUUCAUGUUUUGGGGCUGUUUGUGGUGCAUCUAUUUCUAGUCCGUUUUUUAUGAUUAAAACUCGCAUCCAAGCUCAAUCUUCCCAUAUAGCUGUAGGCUAUCAACAUAAGCAUGCAGGAAUGAUGAGUGCACUCUAUGAAGUUUUUAAACAAAAUGGAAUCAAAGGCUUAUACCAAGGUGUGGGAGCUGCUAUUCCCCGUGCAGCAUUUGGUGGUACAGCGCAAGUAACAACUUUUGCAAUGACUAAGGAUUGGAUGAAUGAGAAAAAUUUGUAUGCAAAGCAUCCUUUAUUUCAAAGUUUCCUUGCUUCCAUGUUAAGUGGAAUUAUUGUUUGUUUGGUAAUGCAACCGUUCGAUGUUGUAUCAACAAGAUUGUACAAUCAAGGUGUGGACGCUCAUGGCAGAGGUUUGUUGUAUAUAAAUUUUUUUGAUUGCUGUAAGAAAAUUUGGAAAAGCGAAGGACUAAAUGGUUUUUAUAAAGGUACAGGAUUAAGUUAUUUCAGAUUAGCGCCUCACACAGUAUUAUGUUUAGUAUUUUGGGAUGAACUCAAUAAGUUGCAUGAAAAAUAUAAAACGAAAAAUUUAAACAUUAUUUAGUAGGUACUAAUUUAUUGUAUGAGUUGUUGUAAAAUGAUGUAUAUAAACCAGAACUGGAAAAAAGUUAUUUAAUAAUAUCUAUACAAAAUAUGUAUCUAGAUAAAAAUACAGAUAUAUUAUCUGUAGUAUAAGUAAAUAUUUGUAAAAUAUAAAAUUAUAUUUAUGCGACUAAGCGUAUGUUUUUAUAGUACUAAAUUUUUGUAUUAUUAUAAUAUAAGUGAGGUAGAAAAAUUAGCCGCAGACGUUGAAAGUUGCAAUAAAGACAAGACGUAUAAUCGUA
Chrysoperla carnea is the source of this 1527-nucleotide messenger RNA. RefSeq names its product solute carrier family 25 member 35-like. The transcript is spliced from 5 exons. The record is from RefSeq and is a predicted model, not a curated record. Lineage: Eukaryota; Metazoa; Arthropoda; Insecta; Neuroptera; Chrysopidae. The coding region runs from base 330 to 1247 and encodes 305 amino acids.